This is a messenger RNA of Magallana angulata, 2317 nucleotides long. Its product is annotated as tripartite motif-containing protein 2-like. The record is from RefSeq and is a predicted model, not a curated record. Gene Ontology annotation, biological process: positive regulation of DNA-templated transcription. Lineage: Eukaryota; Metazoa; Mollusca; Bivalvia; Ostreida; Ostreidae. Gene Ontology annotation, cellular component: chromatin; nucleoplasm. Gene Ontology annotation, molecular function: zinc ion binding; ubiquitin-protein transferase activity. The transcript has a single exon. The coding region runs from base 7 to 1926 and encodes 639 amino acids.
UUGAAGAUGGCGGGAACAGUGGUCACCGACAGCGACUACCACCCACUAAAGGAAACAGUACAUGUAUGUCCAAUAUGUUUUGAAUCAUACAAAACACCACGGUUUCUACCAUGUCUGCAUACUUUUUGCCACGCUUGUCUAUCAUCAUACAUAAUGUCUUCGUGUCAACAAAAAAAACGACCCGUCGGAUUCGGGUGCCCCCUGUGCAGAAGUUUUGUUCCGGCACCAGUGUAUAAUAAAUCACCCGAAAAAUGGGCUGAAAAUUUUCCGAUAGAUAAACCAUUAGAAGCUCUGUGUGCGAAAGGUAAUGAAAUGAAUUACUGUGAUCCAUGCAAACGCAUGAACGAAAAAGUAAGGGCGACAGACUGGUGUAAAGAAUGCAUGGAAUCGCUGUGCUGCGCGUGUGCAAAAGCUCACGGCAGGAGUCGCACAAGCCAGAACCAUAAGCUGCUUACUCUGAUGAGUGAAAUGGGUGCUGAAGGAGGAGGACAUAGUCAUGUUGACAUUUGUAGAACACACACAAAGAAAAAGAUCAAGUAUUUCUGCCAGGAUCACCUGAUUCCUUGCUGCACACAGUGCAUUUGCACUGAACAUAGAGGCUGCAAGCAAGUAGACUCUAUCUUACAUGAAGCCCAAACUCUUUUUAAAGCAAAGAAAAUUGACAGUUUGUUAGUGGAAAUUGAGAAAUAUGGAAAAGCUGUUAAAAAGCUAAAAUCAGAGAGGGAAGAUAAUGUGGCAGAGCUUGACAACUCAUCAGACACCAUGCUUCAGAGUGCCGAUGAACUGAGAAAUAAAAUCAUUUCCCAUCUGGAUGCCAUGUUAGAAAAACAUAAGAAUGAAAUCUCAAAAACUAUCAAAGUCUGCAGAGAGAAGCAAUCAGUUGCAAUUGAAUGUUUUUCUGAUCACCAACAACUAGCCGAGUGCUAUGCAGGAACUCUGAAAAAAGUGAAAGAAGGAGGAGCCUCUGUUGAACUUGUGGUGGAAUAUCACAGGAUAAAGCAAGAAUUAUCAAAAAUAUUAAAUGAAAAAGUUUACUCAUCUACACUGAAACUGUCACAGAAGAUGGAUGAAAACCUUCAGGAGAUCUUGAAAGUUGCUGAAUUUGGAAAAUUAAAUCUUGAUGAAUGUUCAAAAGGGUUUGACUAUAAUCUAGCAUUAUGCACAAUGAAUUUGAUUUUUGAACUCGACCUAUCUGAUGGUAAUGUUACCGGUGGCUGUUUUCUUUCCAAUGAGGAGAUUCUUCUUAUUAACUUUGAAACUGAUUGCCUCGAACACUUCACAGCAGAUGGAAAACUUUCACACACUCUUCUGACUAAUUUCUUUCCUGAUGAUGCUUGUUUGAAAAACUCCACAAUGAACACUCUGUAUGUGACUUGCUCUGAUAUUUCUAAUGAGCAUUGUGGAGUCUAUAUGGUGAAGUUACCAGAGACUAACGAGGAAGCCAUGGAAAUUCUUAAACUGCCAUUGAAAAAAUCUUGCUAUGGAGUGACAUACAUGUCUGAAUUUUUGUAUGUAGCUUGUGAUGAUGUAAUCAUUAAAAUGAACUGUUAUGGGGAUAUUGUUUGGGAGUUCCAAACUGAGUAUGAAACCUACUCUGUUGCUGUGAACAAAAAAAAUCACAUUGUCUCUUCUUCAUGCUCUUCACACAGUGUUUUGGCCAUUGAUGAGUUUGGACAGAAAUUGUUCAAGUACAAACAUCCAGAACUCAAGUAUCCCUAUGGCUUAGACAUGGACUUAGAAGGAUACAUUUUUGUAGCUGGAAGAGACAGCAACAACAUUCAUAUCCUCUCUCCAACAGGGGAACUGAUUAAGAUAAUACCAGCACUCAAACCAAAGUGCAUCAAGUUUAGAAAAGACUCUCGAGUAUGUCUUAUUGGAAGUGAAAAAGCAUGCAAAACAAGGUUGUGUGAAUUUACAUGUAAGUAAGGUCUGAUUUAAUAAUGAAUGGUUUUCAAAAGUUCAGAAAAACAGUGAGAUGUGUGUUUGAAAUGUAAAAAAAAAGUUAUAUUUAAGAAAGCUACAUGUAGCCAUUUGAGAAUCAAUGUUCAUUCUUUAUUGAAAAAUAACAAGAACGAUUCUUUUACCGGUACAUAUAAUUUUAUAAGAUAUUCAGAUCUUCUUGGUACAGUUUUUCAGUUAACUAAUACAAAGUAUUAAUCACAAAUCACAAAGGAAUGUGAUUUCUAUUGUCUCAGUUUCGUUUAGGGCAAAGGAUGACAAGCCAUGUUAAAACUUGUUAACUUGUGUUCAUUGAAUGUAAAAUACAUGCAUUCCGUUAAUUUAUUUGUUAAAUAAUUAUAUAAAUUCUGGUACAGGC